Messenger RNA from Doryrhamphus excisus (bluestripe pipefish), 3462 nucleotides. RefSeq names its product tetratricopeptide repeat domain 27 (gene ttc27). The record is from RefSeq and is a predicted model, not a curated record. Lineage: Eukaryota; Metazoa; Chordata; Actinopteri; Syngnathiformes; Syngnathidae. Gene Ontology annotation, molecular function: protein binding.
AAGGCACACGAGGCUGGAGUCACGUGUUCCCAGAAUGCAACGCGCAGCUGUCAUGGCCGCGCACUGUGGUUCCACACCGCACAUGGGGAGGAAAUAAAAACAUAGGUGCCGUUUGAGUGAAACACGUUUUUUGACCAGUCGUUUCUGUUUAGAUUUGUACUUUUGGAAAACAAUCUUUAAACCUGUUAAACCGGAAACAGCUCCACUGCAGCAGGGAAGUCGUCGCCAUUAACGAUGCUAGUCGACGUGCAGCUUUCCAUCCUCCGAGGCUUCCUGUCACCCAGCGAGGCGGAGGAAUGGAAGCAGAACAUCUUCACUAUUUCAGAAGUGGGACCCUUGCUGGAGUCCUUGAUGAAUGGGGACUUGGAGGCGGUUCUGAGGAGCUCCACCGUGUCGCUUCUGCUCUCUGGAGAUGGCGGCUGCAGUCAGGGAGACGACAUCGAGGCCUAUUUGGAGCGACGUAUCCUGUUGUACCUGGAUGGGGAUCAAAACCACAGCCUCAGAGAACUGGUGGUGAUGGUCCUGGCUGUCUCUUGCCUACACAUGUUUGUUCAAAGUAACUGGACCGGUCCUUCGCUCCUCAUCCAUCUCCCUGACCUCCUGCCGUCAGCCCUCCUCUCCUCUCAGCCUGAGUCCGUGGUGGAAUCCAUCCACUCUUGCCUGCUGCUGGAUGGAGAGUCGGUGUACAGCCUGGUGGCCAACCCCUUCCUGCUCCUGCUGGCGAGAGUCAUUCUGACCAAAUGUUCUUCCAAGAUGACCAAUCUUCAACUCCUCCCCUGGUGGACUCUGCGCUACAUCAAACUGCACCAGCAAAUCCUGGAGGCGUGUUCUCCGCAGCUCCACAACUUGGCGCUCACAAGCAUGGAAGAAGUGCAGAAAUGCCAGUUUCUGUUCUCCGAGCACAGAAAUCUGGCCGUCCAGUUCCAUUUGGAGUGCGUCUACUGUAGUCUGGCCUACUACGAGUACUCCGCCGCCAAGGAACACAUCAAGAAAGCUCAGGAACUCUCCAUGCUUGAUAUCAACACCACUGGUGCUCUGGGCAAACGUACCUAUUUCCAGGAGAAGUACCUCGCUCAGCUCGUUCUUGAGGUCACGCGAAAGCAGGAACAGGACCAGCCUGGACAAGCGAGUCCCUCACCGACACCCAAAGCCCAACUUCCCAAGGACUGCCGUCUUGGGGAUGACACCGUCUUAGACAAGCUCAACCUCGCCGAGCCAGACCGGUACGAGCUGCCGGACCUCAGCGCCGAGGAGCAAGCGUUGAUCCUGGGCGUCUGCACUGAUUUUCAGAAGAACAACCCUGUCCACAAGCUGACAGAAGAACAACUCCUUGCCUUCACGUCGUGUUUGCUGUCCCAGCCCAAGUUUUGGGCGGUGGAGAUGACAGCGCUUUGCCUCAGAACCAAACUGGAAAAAGGGAGUUCCCGAUGUGUUGAGAGAGCCAUGAUGCAAAUGCAGGCGCUAGCAGAUCAUUUUGACGACACAACCUGCCCUUUUCCUGAGCGUCUAAAGGCCUUUUACUGCUGCCAUGCACCAACCAGAUGGGUAGUCCAGAAACAGUUGGCGUCCUUGCUGACGGACCUCGGCUGCAUCAGUUCAGCUCUGCUCAUUUAUGAAAAGCUGCAGCUGUGGGAAGACGUUAUCAUUUGCUGGGAGAGACUCGGCCAACACGGGAAGGCCGAAGAGCUGGUUCGUCAGGAGCUGGCUAAGAAGGCGACACCGAGCCUGUACUGCCUACUUGGGGACAUCCUAAGAGACCACCGGUACUACGACCAGGCGUGGGAGCUCUCGGGCCAUCGCAGCGCCAGAGCCAUGCGCUCCAAGGCGCUGCUGCAUCUCCGUGAGAAGGAGUUCCAGCAGUGCGUCGACUGCUUCGAGAAGUCCCUCAAAAUCAACGCCCUGCAGCUGGGUGUGUGGUUUUCUCUGGGUUGUGCCUACCUUGCCUUGCAAGGCUACGAGGGAGCGGCCAAGGCGUUCCAAAGAUGUGUCGGACUGGAGCCAGACAAUGCAGAAGCCUGGAACAACCUCUCCACGGCGUACAUCCGCCUACACAAUAAGAACAAAGCCUUCCGUACCCUGCAGGAAGCCCUCAAGUGCAACUACGAGCACUGGCAGAUCUGGGAGAACUUCAUUGCGGUCUGCAUCGAUGUCGGCGCCUUCGCCGAAGCCAUCAAGGCUUACCAUCGUCUGAUGGAUCUAAGGGAGAACUACAAGGACACCCAGAUUGUCCAGAUCCUCGUGCGGGCCGUUGUUGAGGAGCUGACGGACAACCAGGGCGAGCAGGCCGCAUCCCUGCGGUCCCAACUACGACAACUUUUGGGGCGGGUCACUUCCCGCCACAGCAGCGACCCUGAAGUAUGGCGGCAAUAUGCGUCGCUGUAUGGCGGUGGCCACAGCUCCUGCCCGGAGGAGAAUGAAAAGGCCCAGCAGUUCUUGUCCAAGGCCUUCCGCUGCGAGGUGCAAGCCGGUGGCUGGGAAAAGCAGCCAUCUCUCUUUAAGGAGGUGAUCAAAAGAGCCAUCGAUAUGGGGGAAGUGACCAUCAGUUGCAGUAAGAUGAAAAAGAACCCCUCCGAAGCUCUUCAGAUGCUUUCCUCAACGCGUCUCAGCCUGAGGGCCCUGGCCACCAAAGCUAAGCAAAUCCACACUGACGCGGCCUCAGGUCAGAUCCACGCUGAGCUGCUGGACGAGGUCGCUGACCUGGAGCAGCUCGUCGCACAGCUCCACGAGCUAUGUGGACAACUACGUGAUCGGUCGCAGUGAACGUUCUCACCGGUGGACGGAGAUGCCGACAAUUUGGACCAACUCAACUUCCUGUCUACCGCAUUCUUCUUAUAUUACCGGUACAGUGGAACCUACCUUGGUUAGCGUCUUUUUGGUUAAAGUCAAAAAUAUACGCCAACAUUUUAAGCUGCGCAUCGAUGAUGUCAUCAGCAGGUGACUCUUAAAAAUGUUUACAGAAAACCCAUUUUCAUAGUUUGCAUUAUUAUAAACAAAAUGGAUUUAAUGGGUGUCCAAAGUGUGGCACAUGGGCCAUUUGUGGACAGCGGCCCGAUUUGCAAAACAAAAUUAGGUUGGGGGAAAAAGUCCAAAUGUCAGGAAUAAAGCAGGGCUGCCAUUUGAUUACAAAUUUGAAUCAGAUGUUUUAACUCGUCAAUCAUGAUUAAUCGAUUUGGUUAAUGUUGGUGUGUUUUGGUUAAAACCAAUGAAUCAAGGUUCCACUGUAUUAUUAUUAUUAUUAUUAUUAUUAGCCUGCUUAAGUCAACGCCGGCAGAAUUUAAGUUAUGUCGACAUGUCAACUUAAACGGGUCCCAAAAUGUACAUAUUUCCUGUAAUUAUGCGGGGACGCAGCAUGGAUUGGGAAAGAAUUCAAAUCUUCACCUGGAUGAAUUCAUCAUGAAAAAUAUCUGUACAUUUAUUUUCAAUAUCUGUGGAUUCCAGAUUGCAAUUAAAAAAAUUUAAAAA